Messenger RNA from Frieseomelitta varia, 2521 nucleotides. It is a transcript of the gene Atac3, whose product is annotated as GA-binding protein subunit beta-1-like. Gene Ontology annotation, cellular component: nucleus. The transcript has 8 exons. Lineage: Eukaryota; Metazoa; Arthropoda; Insecta; Hymenoptera; Apidae. The record is from RefSeq and is a predicted model, not a curated record. Gene Ontology annotation, biological process: positive regulation of transcription by RNA polymerase II. Gene Ontology annotation, molecular function: protein binding; transcription cis-regulatory region binding. The coding region runs from base 382 to 1944 and encodes 520 amino acids.
GUACCACAAUGUGGCGCUGUAAUGCAUUUUCUUAUUUCACAUAUUUAACUAUUGUAUAGUAUGAUUUCAAAUAAAGUAAUUAAAAUGUAAUAAAAAAAAAUUAACAAUUUUACAUGGAAGAAUACCUUUAAUCGCAGAAAUAUAUCCGAAUCAAUGUCAAAAACAGUUUAUAAUAAUGAUAAAAUUGUAUUAGGAAUGGCGCCAAGGUGUCGCCAUUUUCAUAAAACUUUACCAAGACGGUAAAUCGAGAAGGCUGAGGGGAGGAACAAUUCCUCAAAGUGUGUGUGUGCAUCCGAAAAUUGUUGGAAAAAUUGCUAAAAAGCAAGAAUAAUGUACUGGUCUGUGCAUCAAAAAGAAGGGGAUUAAGUUGAAUAUACAAAAAUGCAAGCUGAAAGUAUUUGCACGAAUGAUAUUGAGGGUCUGGACUCAGACACCCUUAUUCCUGUUGAAAUUCUUUCCUGUGAUGUAUCUCAUCGAGCACGCUCACAAGAUGCCUUAUCAAUAAUGGAAUUAGGAAGACAAUUACUUUUUAGUGCAAAAUAUGGGGAUACUGAUAGUGUUCGUGACCUAAUGUGCAGAGGUGCACCAUUUACCACAGACUGGUUAGGUACAAGUGCAUUGCAUUUUGCUGCACAAAAUAAUCAUACAGAAACUGCAGAAGUUUUACUUAGAGCAGGAAUUUCAAGAGAUGCAAGAACAAAAGUGGAUAGAACACCUUUACAUAUGGCUGCAUAUGAAGGCCAUCACCAGAUGACACAGUUACUUCUUAAUUAUGGUGCAGAUGUUGAUAGUAGAGAUAUGUUAAAAAUGACACCUUUACACUGGGCAGUAGAAAGGGAACAUGUAGAAGUAAUGCAUGUUUUAUUAGAACAUGGAGCAGAUGCAAAUGCAACUAGUAAAUUUGACAAAACACCAAUUAGUCUUGCAUUAGAACAUGAUAGACUAGACUUAGUAGAUAUAUUACAACAAGAAAGAGAAAUUGUAGGUAUUAAAGCACACCAACAAAAUCAAGCCAAUUCAGCAGAACUUGAAGUAGCAACUCAUAAUUUAAUACAAUUAGAAUCUGAAAGAGAAGAAGAACAAAAAUUUGAACUUCCACAACAAGAAUCGCAAUCAAGAAAAAAAAUUACACAAGUGCAAAUGGGGAAAAAACCACGAAUGAUUUUUCAACAAAUUCAUGUCGGACCAAAUGUUGAUGUUAAUCGGGAAAAGGAAAUUGAAAGCGUGAAUGAAAUCACUGAUGCAAAUAAUAUUAAUAACAGUAAAAAACGCAAAGAUGUUACAGCUAUUGGAGGAAUAAAUAAACAAUUUAGGUUAUUAGAAGCACAUGGAAUCACAAUGAUUCCUGUAGAUAAUGAUUCAUCUAUUGUUGAAAAUGCAAUGGAAAGCGGAAGAACAGUUGUUUUAACUGAAGCAGGUAAACUUGCUCUAAAUUUAACAAGAAAUUCUUCAAUAGGAAUGAAACGACUUCAUGUAGCUGGAAAAAAAGAGACUUCUAGGAAAGUAAUAGCAAUUAGAGCAGAUCAAAUUUUAAAUCACAACACACCUACUCUCGCAUCUAAAGGACCUAAUAUAUUAAAAAGAUCUGUGGAUAAUAAAACUGGAAAAUUAUUCAUUUCUUCAAUUUCUAAUACCACGCCUGUAUCAACACUUACACAAUCUAAAACUGUAAUAUCUCCUUCAGAGAGUAAGAUCAUUAAUUCGCCUACAAAAAUAACAGAACCAAUAAUUUUACAAUUGGACGAUGAUAUAGAAGAAAUUAUCGAAGAUGAUGUGACACAUAAUAAUGAACAAGUUAUGGACAUUGCGCUACUAAAUAAACAAUUAGCGGAAGCACGAAGACAAGCAGCUGAAUAUCGUAAACGACUUCAAAAGAAAGAGGAAGAAGCUGAAAUAUAUAAACAACAACUUAAAAAUAUUACAGCGCAAAGGGCAUCCAAGUGAUUUUAUGAGUAUAUAUUUUAUUUUAAGUUUUGUUUUUUGAACAAUCUUUUCUACAAAAAAAAAUCUUUCUCAGCUUUCAGCUUUGUACAAGAGCUCUAUUGAAAAUUGUAUUCUAGUAUUUUAAUAUAUUUUCUUUCGUUGUUUCAUCUUAAAAUAUUACAAUAGUAUUUAUGCGAGCUUUUCGUUACUAACUACUUAUUUUUGUACAGAUUAUUUUACGAAUAUAAGAUUCUUUAACUGUCUAUUAUUAAUACUCUUGAGUUAUAUCAGAAAAUUGAAUUAUUCGUUUCGCAGAAUAUAAUUAUUUAAUAUAAUAUGCGUUUUAAAAGCUGCGUAUUAUAUGUGUAUGUAUGCGCACGCACAUACGUAAGUAUCGUUGAAUGUGUGAUUAAGUCUGAUUUAUGCAGUACACAAAUAUUUUUUAAAAAUAAAUGUAGAUAUAUACAAACCAUCAAUUUGCUUUCCACAUAAUAUCUUGCAAUAGAUUAUAAUUUCUUAUGUAGUAUCACUAUUUUCAAAGUACUUUUUUACAUUAAACUAAAUAUCACACUAUUAAAAUAAACACAUUAUUUACUAA